This is a messenger RNA of Phytophthora sojae, 1173 nucleotides long. RefSeq lists its product as hypothetical. NCBI's taxonomy places the organism in Eukaryota, Oomycota, Peronosporomycetes, Peronosporales, Peronosporaceae. The record is from RefSeq and is a predicted model, not a curated record. Gene Ontology annotation, molecular function: glycosyltransferase activity. The annotation marks the transcript as partial. The transcript has 2 exons.
GGCCAAGAAGGAAGCGACGAGCUCCACUUCGUGUUCACGACUUCGUGCGAACCCUACCAGGACUGGCAGAGCGAGGCUCUUGCGCAAAGUUUCGCUCGUGUGGGUCAGCGCGGAGCUCUUACGCGCAUCGUGAGCGGCUGCUCGGAUGAUGCCGUGAAGGAGCUGCUGCGUCGUACCCAGAAGUCCUCGCCGCACCUGCGCAUUCACGUCACGCGUGACUUCCGCUCGCUCCCGAUUUUCAAGGAGGUGUCCGACGACGUGGAGAAGGCUUCAACGCCCGACGACUAUGCGCCUUACAACAAGCCAUUCGGUCUGCGCGACUGGCUGGAGUCCGCUAACCCUCCCGUCCGCGAGGAGCUCGUCGUCGUGCUAGACCCGGACUUCCUGUUCAUUCGGCCGUUCGCUGUGAACACUGGUGGCCGUGUGACUUCAGCCAAGGGGGGCUCGCGCGACAAGACGGAAGUCACCGAUACGGUGGCUACCGGCGUGGCUGUGGCUCAGCGCUGGUCGGAAUACUUGGGCACUGCAGCCUUUGAGAACAGCAGCUCGAUUUGCCCGGAGUGCGCGAAGGUGUCGAAGGCCGACGCGACCGAGUAUUUCGCGGUGGGUCCUCCGUACGCCAUCACCCGCAAGGACCUGGCCGAGUUGAUGGACGACUACUGCAACAUGACGGUGCUCAAGCGCGACCAGAUGAACCGCGAGCACUGGAUGAGCGAAAUGCUGGGCUACUCUCUCGCCGCGGCGAAGCACGGCGUAAAGCACACGACCUUCGACAACCUGGCGCUGGGCAACAAGGCGGACGACUACACUGGCUUCGUGAACAUCAUGAAGGGAAACCCCUGCGAGGACCCCGUCACGCCGCUCAUCCCGGGCGAGGCGCCGCCGCUGCUGCAUGGCUGCCACGCGUACGAGGCCGAUGACGACCGCGGCCUCAAGUGGAUGUUCUACAAGCACCUGAUCCCGAACAACAUGUUCACGUGCGACUCGUGGCUGCUGGCGUCGCCGCCCGCGAGCGUCUGGACGCUGGCCAAGAGAAGUCGCGACAAGCAGCGCAUGCUGGAGGCCUACGGCGUGUGCACGAGCGUCAAGGUAUUCAACCAGGCGCUGGUGGACUUCAAGACCAAGAUGUGCCCCGACGGCUUCAACCAGAACCGCCGUCUGCGACUCGUCAAG